Molecule: messenger RNA, 1374 nt
Organism: Populus trichocarpa (black cottonwood)
Lineage: Eukaryota; Viridiplantae; Streptophyta; Magnoliopsida; Malpighiales; Salicaceae
Product: ubiquitin-conjugating enzyme E2 34
Exons: 10
Coding region: 227-934 (235 amino acids)
Source: RefSeq, a predicted model, not a curated record
AUAAUAAUAAUAAAAAAACAUAAAAAAGGUCGUACGUACGAUCUUAAACUCUCUCUCUCCCUUGCCGUUACAUGAGUUUUUUUUUUUAAUCUUCUGCUUCGAUUGUUCGUUUGAGCUUUAGAUUCUGACAUCUGAUUCUUAUUUUGAAUUGAAUUGUUAUCUGAUCUGAUCUAAUCUAAUCUAAUCUAAAUAAACUAAGGAAAUAAAAGGAGGAGGUACCUGAUUCAUGGCUGAGAAAUCGUGUGUCAAGCGACUCCAGAAGGAAUAUAGAGCUCUCUGUAAAGAACCAGUCUCUCAUGUUGUUGCCCGUCCUUCUCCAAGUGACAUUCUUGAAUGGCAUUAUGUGUUGGAGGGAAGUGAAGGAACACCUUUUGCAGGUGGAUAUUAUUAUGGAAAAAUCAAGUUUCCUCCAGAGUAUCCCUAUAAACCUCCUGGAAUCAUCAUGAUCACUCCCAAUGGGCGAUUCAUGACUCAAAAGAAAAUAUGCUUAUCCAUGAGUGAUUUUCAUCCAGAGAGUUGGAACCCCAUGUGGUCUGUAUCAAGUAUACUUACAGGGCUUCUUUCUUUCAUGACGGACAACAGUCCUACCACAGGAAGUGUGAACACUACUGCUGCUGAUAAGCGACGCCUAGCAAAGGAUUCUCUUGCUUUCAAUUGUAAGAAUGCUGCAUUCAGGAAAUUGUUUCCCGAGUAUGUAGAGAAGCAUGACCAGGAGCUGCACUCUGAGCAGCUUGUUUCAUCACAGGCACCACAAGAAGAUAAAUCCAGAGCCAAAUUGGAAAAGCACGGUGAUUCUUCAGUGGAAAAUGCGAAAAGAGUAGAUGCCCCAAAGGAUGAGAGAAGAAACAGGAAGCAGCCAUUUCCAACCUGGAUGAUGUUGUUGCUGGUUUCGAUCUUUGGUGUUGUAAUGGCGCUGCCUCUGCUUCAACUUUGAAAUCUAGACUGGACAAUGGAAAUGCUAGAAGGGUCAGUGGUAAUACAGGCGUUUUCUAGACUACUCUUCAAAUGCUCCUCCUUUAGGUUUGAUGCCGUGUAUCUACCAGAAAAUUGUACAGGGGUCGAUGCCGAUGAGGCCCACUUGGGUCUCUUGACUGUUGCUAAUAUUACUGUCGGCAGGCUGUUCAAAUGCUUGAAGUUUGCAUACUUCUGAUGCCAUUUUAAUGCCAAUUUUGUUGGGGGGUUGUGUUUGGUACUUCAGCUUGGUGUUCUUUGUUUUCUUCUUGUUUCGAAGUUCUGUUCAAGGUCACUGCUAAAACAUUAUCAUUGCCAUACCACGUUCUGUUGCCUAGUCAAAAGAAAAACGAUCCCUUGUCUGUGCACUUGAUUAUUUAUAGUUUGCUUAAUGAUAUUGAUUUGGCCAGCACUGUUACCUUA